AUGACCGAUGAAUCCGCUGGCAUCGGGAAGCCGACUGGCCCGCUGUCCGCUGGCAAUCGUGGGCCAACGGCUUGCCGAACCUGUGCAGUAGCCAAAGCCAAAUGCGUGCCCCAAGCCGGUGAGCAAGGAUCGAGGAAGUGCACUAGGUGCGAGAGACUGAAUAAAGAAUGUACUCUACAAACCCCCAAGCCGAGAGCGAAGGGAACCAAGAAAUCCACCCGCGUCGCUCGGUUGGAGCAGAAGUUGGAUGAUAUUACCAACCUCCUCACCACUACGCAAAGUAAUACCUCGAAUGUCGACUCGACCCCAAGUCAAGUCCCGUUAACCCCGGAGUCAAAUGGACGGUCACAGGAGGCUUCGGAGUUGGGGCACUCCCGAAUCAUCAGCACCGCUCCGAAGCAUGACUAUCAGAAGGGAAUCUCCACCAGCAGUCUUUCCAUGGAGGAUGCUGAUGCCCUGCUGCGCUUUUACCAGUCCCACAUGACUGCGCACUUCCCCUUUGUUGUUAUUCCGCCAAAUACUACGGCUGCCGUACUGAAAGAAAGGCGACCUUUGCUGUUCAAAGGCAUCAUGAUGGCAGCUUCCUACCGAAAUGUUGAGCUACAGCAGGCUUUUGGGACCGAAAUCCGCGAAUAUAUCGCAUCAACCAUGUUCCAGAGAGGAGAACGGAGUUUCGACCAUCUUCAGGGCUUGUUGAUUGCUAUUGCCUGGUAUCAUUUUCAUCUUGGACGAAGCCGACAAAUGACCAACUUUGUCCAUUUGGCACUGGCACUAACCACCGAUCUGGAAAUCAACAAGACGGGCACAGCCUAUGAUAGACACCGAGCAGUGGUUUGUGGAUUCAACCUCUUUCCAGACCCAGCCGAGCGGGGUGACCAACGCUCCCUUGAAGAGCGGCGAGCGUUGUUGGGCUGCUUCUAUGUCACAUCCAUAUUGUCAGUCAAUGUAAAACACACCGACAUUAUGAAAUUCACGCGGUACAUGGAUGACUGUUGCCGCGUACUGCUUGAAAAACAGGAGUACCCCACAGAUUACUUCCUCGUCCAACUGGUUAAAAUACAGAGGAUUGCACUAUGCAUGCAGAAUACCCUUCCUCUGGACUGCUUAGACCCUCCAUCUCCUCUCACUUCAUCAAUUGGGAUGAGCUUAAAAGCGUUCGAGUCAGAACUGGAGCAGCUCAAAGCUUCAUUGCCUGCGAAUAUACAGAGCCAUUUAUUGUUCACCCUGCACUAUCGAAUCGUCCGCCUUUUCAUGUAUGAAAUCGGCUUCAAUCCUGAACUCUCCGAGCAACAUAUUUCCAUUACCUACUUUCCACCUGUCCUUUCGCGACCGGGUAUACUCUCCGCCUGCCUCGAUGCGACUCGUGACCUCCUUCAAACCAUUCUAGAGAUCCCUCACUCCGAUUAUUUCCUCAUGACAUAUGCGUCGUGGGCACAAGUUGCCCACGCUAUCAUCGUCCUCACCAAACUUUGCCUCUCCAAAAUUGACGGAUGGGACAACAUAGAGGCCGAGAAGCAGAUCAAUUUUCUGUUUCUCAUCGACGAACUCAUCGAUCGGUUACAGACCGCCGUUCGCGAUGCAGCGAUCCAUCCGAGCCCGCAUGGUGAGCUGGACGUCUUUACACGUGUCAUUCCCCAAAUGAGACUUCUGAAGCAGCUUUACCGGGCUCAGAGGGAACGUAUGACUGGCGUUAUCGCGCCAGGUAGCGCUUCUAACCUAGGUGCAACUCCGGGAAUAGCUGGCGAUACGCCGGGCACCUAUGGUAUGAAUAUGGCAGGACAAGCUGGCGUAGGUGCCACCCCCGGAGGGUUGGACCCAAUGGGCGUGCCGAUGAUGGGGGCAGGAUCAGGGAGUUUGUUUGAUUUCUUUGACGAUGCCUACUGGAGAGAGACGUUUACUGAUUUUGGGUCUGGUGUUCAGUGAGAGGGAGACAAAUUCGUCCUUGUGGAAAACGACUGGAGUUUUAAUGAUCGGGUCGAAACUGGAUUAGGGGAACCUGGUGGCGUCGUCAUUUCUGAUGUAGGUGUUGGAUUGAAACACAGUGGUUGAUACAGGCGCUUG
This is a messenger RNA of Eremomyces bilateralis CBS 781.70, 2061 nucleotides long. RefSeq lists its product as uncharacterized. Gene Ontology annotation, cellular component: nucleus. Gene Ontology annotation, molecular function: transcription cis-regulatory region binding; zinc ion binding; DNA-binding transcription factor activity, RNA polymerase II-specific. The transcript is spliced from 6 exons. The coding region runs from base 1 to 1923 and encodes 640 amino acids. NCBI's taxonomy places the organism in Eukaryota, Fungi, Ascomycota, Dothideomycetes, Eremomycetales, Eremomycetaceae. Gene Ontology annotation, biological process: regulation of DNA-templated transcription. The record is from RefSeq and is a predicted model, not a curated record.